Physeter macrocephalus (sperm whale) is the source of this 2677-nucleotide messenger RNA. RefSeq names its product inositol-tetrakisphosphate 1-kinase-like. NCBI's taxonomy places the organism in Eukaryota, Metazoa, Chordata, Mammalia, Artiodactyla, Physeteridae. The transcript has a single exon. Bases 294 to 872 code for a protein of 192 amino acids. The record is from RefSeq and is a predicted model, not a curated record.
CCUCCUUGCAGGUGUUGAUACUUUGGGGGUGAGAGGGAAAUGGACUCAGUUCCAGGAGCAGCUGCUGUUGAUCAGGCCUCACCCACGUUCCAGCCCCUCCCAGUCCUGCCCACAGGAGCCCCCCUUCCCCCAUCCUCAGUUUACACACAGGGAAGCUGGAGCUGGGCCACGUGGAGGGGGGAGGGGUGUUUCUGAUUCAGAGCUGGAGGAGCGGGCCUUCUGUCCUGCCACCUCUGGCCACUCCACCUCUCCCGCAUGAUGGCAUCAGACCACGCGGGGAGGGGAGUGAUUAAAUGAGAUGCCGAAGCUGUGCUCAGCAGGGACAGGGCGCUUUCUCAGCGGCUUCUCACCCUCCGGGGGCAGCCGGAUGCAAGGACUGGCCCCUUGGGGCCGCACGCACCGGGCUUGGAGUCCAGGCUGUGCGCGCUCGACCAGCCCUCGUGGGUCCGGGAGCCCCUUCGCGCCCCCCGCGCCCACCUGGCUCAGCGUGCUGUCUGUCUCUCCCACCCCCAGGCUACGAGGGCGUGAGCGAGUUCUUCGCGGACCUCCUGAACCACAUCACCACCGUGCUGCAGGGCCAGAGCGCGGCCGCGGCAGGCAUGGGGGACGUGGCCCCGCUGAGGCACAGCAGGCUCCUGGCGGAGCAGGCGGGCGGCCUGGCGGCCGAGCGGACGUGCAGCGCCAGCCCCGGCUGCUGCAGCAGCAUGAUGGGCCAGGAGCCGCCCUGGACGGCCGAGGCCGACGUGGGCGGCGUGGGCGCGGGCAGCACCUCCAAGCUGCCGCACCAGAGACUCGGCUGCACCGCCGCCGUGUCGCCCAGCUUCCAGCAGCACUGCGUGGCCUCGCUGGCCACCAAGGCCUCCUCCCAGUAGCCACGGGGCCCGGGACCCUGAGGGGCGGUGCGGGCUGCAGAACACACACGCUGGGCGAGCAGCUCCCGACGGUGACGCUACUACUAAGAAUUCCCAAGGAUCUGAUUCUCCUUCUCCUUUUUUUUUUUUUUUUUUUUUUUAAUUUUUAACCUGAUUCUCUGAUGUCAUGAUCUACAUGAGGGGUGGGGGUGGGGACGGAAGAGAACCCCAAGUGGUCCAGCCUCGCGGAAGAGGGACAAUCCCGCCUGAUUCCUGCUGUGCAGAUCUCUCCACUGAGUUUACACACGCUUGUGUUUUCAACACUAGGUCUGAAUGUGAGGUGGGGUGUGCAUGCGUGCGUGUGCGUGGGUGUGCGUGGGUGUGCGUGCGUGUGCGUGGCCGCCGUGCGUGUGUGAGUGCCUGAGCACGUCCACGUCUGUUCUUCUCAAUGGCUGCUGUGGCCCAGGCCUCGGGGACCCUGGAGCAGGCCAUCCCUGGUCAGGCUGUCGGCGGCUGAGCAGAGCCAGCAAACGGUUGCCCGUCUCUCUUCUCUCCAAGCCGCCGCGCCAGGCCCGGCCCCGUUUCUCUUACCGCUGGCUUCAAGCCCCAUCCGGUGCGCAGCUGCCCCUCUCGAAAGCAGGAGCCAGGGGAAGCAGGAGGCCCCAGCUACCAUUUCCUCGGGGAUUCCACGCAGGGAGUCUGGGCCGUGGUCCACCAGCUGCCCGCUCACGAAAGCAGAGGAGGAGGAGGCUUCCCUGGGAAGGCCACAGCCCUGGGUCGGCUGCCUCUCUCCACGUCCAGCUCCCUGGAGUCCACUAGGCCCGUCAGCUCGUGUCCCACGCAGCCCUGCAACGGGGCCUCCUUCCCUGACCAAGCGCCGCUGCUCCCUGGACCCGGGAGGAGCCUGCCUGGUUGGAAAACUCUGGGCUGAUCUCGCUUGUGCCAAGGAUUUGUGCUGUGACUUUGGGCCAAUCAUUCCAAGAGUCGCCGGGCAGUCAUGAGCAGGGAACUCAAGGGCAGGCUUGACGCCCUAGCCCCUACAGUGCAGCCUGUGUCUCCGUGACGUCAACCCAGAUGAGCGUCUCCUUGGCAUCGAGGCGAUUUGGGGCUCUCCCCCCAGGCAGGGGGAGGCUGCGCAUUGCUCCACACCUGCCCAGAAGGCCUGAUCCACCCCUUUCAUGCUCACUGCCAGCCCCCAGCACUAAGCCAGCCAGGUGCGAGGGGGCUUGCAGCCCCAGAGGUGAGAGAGCACAUCACCCGCUUCUCCUAUUAGAGUCACCCCAGCCCCUGAUGGCAGCAGACAGACCACCAGCUGAUCAGUCCAAUCCCGAGGUCCGGGCAGGCCGGCAGCCCCCUUCGCAGAGAAGGGGAUCAGUGAGGGCCUUUGUCAGUCCUCGGGCGGUGUGACCAUCCGGCGGGAUGCAUAGGACCCCCUGAGCAUGGCCUUGUGUCUUCAGCUAUCAGUCCCUCUUGAGGAAGAGGAACAGGCCUCUGGGCCAUCCUGCGUGGUCCAGGGAGGAUGGACUGAGAGCGGCUGCCGAGCUGGGCGCUCAGAGACACCUUCAGGCCUGGUCAGCAGGGACGUGGCGGUCGCCCACUUUGGGAAAGGAAGGGCUGGGGUCGGGGGCGGCUGCCGUCAGAACUGCCCAGCUGUCCUAGAAACCACGGGCCCUCCGACCACCGUGUUUACACGACUUGAGUGUUGAACCCUGAUUAUAAUGUCUGUACGUCGCCUUUCCUAGCCUAACCCCAAGCGCCGGGGGAGCAGGAAAGCGUGGCCGGCCUCUUGCACUGCUUUGUCUCCAAAAUAAACUACUGAAAUCAAA